Messenger RNA from Branchiostoma floridae (Florida lancelet), 1579 nucleotides. Its product is annotated as glutamate receptor ionotropic, delta-2-like. Lineage: Eukaryota; Metazoa; Chordata; Leptocardii; Amphioxiformes; Branchiostomatidae. Bases 1 to 1572 code for a protein of 523 amino acids. Gene Ontology annotation, biological process: monoatomic ion transport; synaptic transmission, glutamatergic; modulation of chemical synaptic transmission. The record is from RefSeq and is a predicted model, not a curated record. The transcript has 12 exons. Gene Ontology annotation, molecular function: glutamate-gated receptor activity; transmitter-gated monoatomic ion channel activity involved in regulation of postsynaptic membrane potential. Gene Ontology annotation, cellular component: plasma membrane; postsynaptic membrane.
AUGGCCCCGGGUAUUGAUGCAGAACCACGGAUCGGAAAUGCAAGUAAUGAACAAGCAGGAAGCACGCCUCUAGGACCCCUUUACCAUGGCGACGGCAACCGGACGUUACGCAACAGCACAGCUCCUGUUUCCGGCCGCAAGAUGUCCAUGAGGGCUACGGCUAGUUAUCUCAGAGUGGCCGUUUUCCAGGAGGAACCCUUCGUUAUGCUGAAGGAAACCUCAAAGGGACGGAAGUUUGUCGGCUUCUGUAUAGAUCUUCUGGAAGAGCUGAAGAAGACGAUGGACUUCCAGUACAUUCUGCAGGAGGCCCCGGAUCGCAAGUCUGGCAACGCUCUCGGCAACGGCUCAUGGGACGGUGUCAUAGGAGAAAUAAUGAAAGGGAAUGCUGAUCUAGCUACUGGGUCCCUAACCAUCACCUCCCAGCGAGAGGAUGUGGUGGACUUCACCAAACCCUUCAUGGAGUACGGGAUUGUCAUGGUGAUGAGACGGAGCGAGGACACGGAGAGGGACACCUUCGCGUUCGUACAUCCCUUCUCAGGGAUGGUAUGGGCGGGCAUUAUUGCAAGCAUGUUCGCAGUGGGUAUCCUGCUGUACCUGACGAGCCGUGCCCGGUAUCGCCUGGGUGUUCAGAGUUAUCACGCUGAUAACGACAGAGACUUCAACCUCAGGAACAGUCUGUGGUUUGCCUACUGGUCACUCAUGAGGAAGGGUGGCGAGCCUCCGCCACGGUCCCCGUCCGCUCGCAUCAUCACCGGUGUCUGGUGGCUGUUCGCCCUCAUCGUGGUCUCCACCUACACCGCCAACCUCACGGCCUUCCUCACGGUGAGACACCUCAGCGUGCCCGUGUCGUCCGUCGAGGACCUCGCCGCUCAGAGCUCCAUCCUGUACGGAAUCACUGAUAAGGGCUCAUUAUUGGACUUCUUCAAGAAUCAGGAAGGUACGAACUCUGUGUAUGAACGCUUGUGGCAAGCGAUGAAGGCAAGACCUGCGGAAAGUUUCGUCAGUUCUGUGAACGAGGGAAUGCAGCGGGUCCUGACCAGUAACUACAUCUUCAUGGUGCAUGGUCCGUACUUCCAGAACAAGGCCAGGAGUGACACCGAAUGUAGGCUAGCCACUGCAGGGGCGCCUUUCCUGUACCGUGGGUACGGCAUUGCCACACAGAAUGACAGCCCAUGGACGGAGAAACUCUCUUUAGAAAUCCUGCGGCUGAGAGAAUCUGGGAGGAUAGAUCUUCUACGUGACACGUGGUGGCCCAGGAGUAGCUGUAACUUGGACGGGUCCAGGAAAGAUGCCAGCGCACGUGAGCUCGCCAUGGCAGAUUUCCUAGGCAUCUUCUAUCUACUUGCAGGAGGUAGUGCUCUUGGGUGCGUAGUAGCAGUGCUAGAAAUACUUUGGUGUCGAUUUCGGGGAUUUAAGACGAAGGGCGUGGAGGACAUUGAGGAAGGCAAUCUCCAGGAACUGAUGCGCGGAUUCUCCAGCGGUCAGUACGCGAUAGUGAUACAGAGGAACUCUUACAGCCAGAAGCGCUGUAGUUGUCAUAGCAACGCCAAUACGGACACUACCAGGCUGUGAUUGAGGA